Molecule: messenger RNA, 1392 nt
Organism: Nylanderia fulva
Lineage: Eukaryota; Metazoa; Arthropoda; Insecta; Hymenoptera; Formicidae
Source: RefSeq, a predicted model, not a curated record
AAGGUCGAAAAAUAUGAGGAAUUAGCAAGCAGCGUUGAACUUGAAACGCAACGCUUAUUGCGUGAGCAUCGCUAUGAUACUAUUGGUAAUUUCCUCAGGUAUGUUUUAUAAGGACUAUAUUGCAAGCGGAGAGAAAGCGUUAGAUCGAUUUUACCGAAAAUAUCAGCCUCUAAUAACACAUGAACACCAUACUUGCGUCGGUCUUGGAUUUGAAUUAUUACAUCGAUUAACAAAUUUGAACAAGCGAUUUCCAGGAAUAGCAAGUGGCCUCUACUUAGUAUCUUGUGAAGAAACGAUUGGUGAUAUUGCCGGCUAUGUUGGCGGUCCACCAGCGGCAGAUAGCGGCGAGAAGGAGCAUGUAUUAGUGUGCCUGAAAAUCAUGAUUGGUAAACGUCGCGGCGUCAUGCUACUCGACCCCGGUUACCACGUUGCGCGCGUUAUCACUGUAAUGGCCGAUAGAGCAUACCCUCAUACAAACUGGUUUACGCAAUCCGAUGAGCCGACUUGCAAGAAAGAGUACCACUACUGUUUGUGUACUAACGAUCCUGAUUAUGUCGAAUGGCAUGAAAAGAGAACUCAACCUGGUGCCUUGGAGAGAACACAAGUCGCUCUCAUUUAUGUGGCAAGGCCAUAUUUAACUGCCAUUGACGUUACAGAGCGUAGAAACUUGGUUUAUAAUCGCAGAAGUCUCCUUGCCAGAGAUACAAAGGGUCACGUUACUGCUGGCAUAUACUUCUCCGUUAUGGACAUGAACGAAGCACAGACCUUCACAAUUUUCUAUCAGACUGAUAAUGGGAAGAAGCGGGUUAAGAUGGCAUUUAAUAAAUUCUGCGAGUCAUAUAAGAUAAGUCCUAACGCCGAGGAAAUGGAGGUAUUAACGGAAUGUGCACGACAACUUAACAUUUCGCAAGAUGCUUUGAAGGACAUACUCUCUGCUCUAGCUGCAAUAAUGAACGAUUCGUCAUUUGUGACGCAACUAUUGACUAUUAAUGCGAGAAUCAACACCUUAGCAGAGGCAAAUUAACAGACAGAAUGCAGGCCAAGAUUAUACCAUUUUAUGUUAGGAUAAUAUCUAAACAUUUUUUAAAUUAUAGUUUGCUUUUUUUGUAUUUUAUCAUUUUACUUGGAUACUAUAAAUUUUCAUAUGCUAUAUUCUUAUAUAUUAGCAUUUUAUGCUAAUAUAAUAGUGUGAUGAUAUUUUCUUUGAGUAAUGGAACUUAAAGCAAAUUAUAGAUUACUAUAUUUAUGUAGGGGAGACUGCACUAAAAUUGUAUUGGUACAAGGGAUAAUUUUAUUUUAUUACUUCUUUAGAAUAAUAUACUAUAUAUGUAUAUCUUUCAGUUGUGAACAGUGAAUUUGACUUUAUUUGAAUAAAUAAUUUGAGAGACAAAA